AUGAUGCGCCAGUUCUUCCCCCGCGCCGCCGGCGCUCUCAGAGUCCCCCGCAGCUCUCCCAGAUUAGCCACCGCAUGGCAAUCAGCAAGACUCUACAGCGUCAAGCCCGCCGCCGCCUCUGCGGCCAAGCCUCUGGGCCUCGAUGCCUCAAAACUCACCAUUGAGAAGACAAAGACUCCCGGAACGCUGGGCAACCCCGAGGAGCUUGUCUUCGGCCGCAAGUUCACUGACCACAUGCUCACCAUUGAGUGGAAUCAAGAACAGGGCUGGCUCGAUCCCAAGAUCGUCCCCUACCAGAACCUCUCCCUCGACCCCGCGACCUGCGUCUUCCACUACGCCUUUGAGUGCUUCGAGGGCAUGAAGGCCUACAAGGACAAGUCCGGCCAGGUCAGGCUCUUCCGCCCCGACAAGAACAUGGCCCGCCUCAACAAGUCCGCCGCCCGCAUCGCCCUGCCCACCUUCGAGCCCACCUCCCUCAUCGAGCUCAUCUCCAAAUUCGUCAACCUCGACAAGCACUACAUCCCCGACGAGCGCGGCUACUCCCUCUACCUCCGCCCAACCAUGAUCGGCACCCAAAAGACCCUCGGCGUCGGUCCCCCCGGCUCCGCCCUGCUCUACGUCAUCGCCUCCCCCGUCGGCCCCUACUACCCCACCGGCUUCAAGGCCGUCUCCCUCGAGGCCACCGACUACGCCGUCCGCGCCUGGCCCGGCGGCGUCGGCGACAAGAAGCUCGGCGCCAACUACGCCCCUUGCAUCGUGCCCCAGCUCGAGGCCGCCAGCCGCGGCCACCAGCAAAACCUGUGGCUCUUUGGCGAGGAGGAGUACGUCACCGAGGUCGGCACCAUGAACAUGUUCGCCGCCAUCAAGAACAAGGAGACAGGCCAAAAGGAGCUCGUCACCGCCCCUCUCGACGGCACCAUCCUGGAGGGCGUCACGCGUGAUUCCGUCCUGUCUCUCGCCCGCGAGAGACUCGUGCCCGAGGGCUGGAUGGUCUCGGAGCGUAAGUACACCAUGAAGGAGCUCGACGAGGCGGCCGAGGAAGGCCGCCUCAUUGAGGCCUUUGGUGCCGGUACCGCUGCCAUUGUCAGCCCUAUCCGCACCAUUGCCUGGAAGGGCAAGUCCAUCAACUGCGGUCUCACCGAGGCCGAGGAGUCUGGCGAGAUCACCCUAAGAAUUAAGGGCUGGAUGGAGGCAAGACAGUAUGGCGACGAGGAGCACGAGUGGAGCUACAUUGCUCCGGAUGUUGCUGCAUAA
Molecule: messenger RNA, 1254 nt
Organism: Colletotrichum paranaense
Lineage: Eukaryota; Fungi; Ascomycota; Sordariomycetes; Glomerellales; Glomerellaceae
Product: branched-chain amino acid aminotransferase
Exons: 2
Coding region: 1-1254 (417 amino acids)
Biological process (GO): L-leucine biosynthetic process; L-valine biosynthetic process
Cellular component (GO): mitochondrion
Molecular function (GO): branched-chain-amino-acid:2-oxoglutarate transaminase activity
Source: RefSeq, a predicted model, not a curated record